Molecule: messenger RNA, 585 nt
Organism: Dictyostelium purpureum
Lineage: Eukaryota; Evosea; Eumycetozoa; Dictyosteliales; Dictyosteliaceae
Exons: 2
Source: RefSeq, a predicted model, not a curated record
AUGAAUUCUGCUAAAGUUAAAGCAAAAAGAGAUGAAGGUUGUUGUAGUGGUUUCGGUACUUUCCAAGAAAUAUACCCACAAAAUUUAUAUGGUGUUAUGGAACCAAACGAAUUUGAAACUACUAUUAGAACUUUAAAUUCAAAAACUGAAACUAAAAUGCCAAAGAAAUUGUUUUUUUGCUUUAUUCCUGUCCUUAUUGGUGUUAUUUUAUGCAUUGCUGGUUUUGCCAAGUUUGCAUCAGCAGACCCAAGUAAUCAAGAUACUUAUGAUUCAAAUGGCCCAGUUUUUAUUGGUAUCGGUAUAGCCUUUACUUUCGUUGGUUGCAUUGCUUUUGGUAUUGGCAUGUGUAUUUUCCAAAAAGGAGUUACAAAUAAAAUUAAAAAAGAAUUAACAGUCAUUAAUAAGCAUUAUGCUUCAAGAAGAAUUAAAUGGACUUUAGAAACUGAAAUUGUUGAAGAAUAUGUUGAUCCACAUGAAUACGAAGUACAUAAAAAUAACAAAGCUUACCGAAAUGGUAUUGUCUAUGAUAAAAACGGUCGUCCAAUGAAACGUACUACUGUUUACUUUAUUUUAAUUGUAUUCCCA